CCUGAGGGGGCCCCCCAGGCCCCUUCCUGGGCUUUUUCUCUCCCCUUGAAGAGAUUCUUCAUCCCCACUGGCUCUUGGGGGGGUCCUUGGCCAGCCCCACGAAGUUCAGGGUCUGACCAGGAUGGCAGCCCCCGCCCUCAUGGUCCUGGUGCUGGUGCUGCCUGCAGGGGCCUGGUCUAGCCUGGGCCUGUCCAGGAGGCCCUGUGUGCACUGCUGCCAUCCACCAUGGCUCCCUGCUGCCGCCCCUGGCCCACACACCCCUUUGAGUGAACAGGCCCCGUGGGUGGGGCUGCCCCGUGUGCGGCCCACCAUUGACAUCUCUAUCCUCAAAGGAGAGAAGGGUGAGGCAGGGGCCAGAGGUCACGCAGGAAGGAGCGGGAAGGAGGGUCCCCAGGGCUCCCGCGGCCUGCAGGGCCACAAAGGCCAGAAGGGGCAGAUGGGGUUUCCGGGUGCCCCGUGCCAGCAUGCCCACGUGGCCUUCUCUGUGGGUCGGCGUGAGGGACUGCACAGCGUGGAGGACUUCCAAGCGGUGCCCUUUGAUAUGGAGCUGGUCAACCUGGACGGCACCUUCGACCUGGCCACGGGCCGCUUCCGCUGCAAGGUGCCGGGCAUCUACUUCCUGAGCCUGCACGUGCACACCUGGAACUUCAAGGAGGCCUACCUGCACAUCAUGCUGGACCAGCGGCCCAUGGCCGUGCUGUAUGCACAACCCAGUGAGCGCAGCCUCAUGCAGGCCCAGAGCCUGCUGCUGCCGCUGGCGGCCAGCAGCACCGUCUGGGUGCGCAUGUUCCACCGUGACCAGGACAACGCCAUCCACGGAGAGCCCGGGGACCUCUAUAUCACCUUCAGUGGCCACCUGGUCAAGCCGGCUAGUGAGCUCUAGCUCAUGGUCCCGUGGCCUUCACUUCCAGACCUCUGCCCAGUGCAGGACUUGAGUGGCUGAGCACUGGGGUGUAGGGAGAGCAACUCAGCACCUGGCCUGUCCUUGUGAGGUCUUCCACAGAUGGAGUGGCCACACCCAGUCACAGGGGGCAGAGGGAUAUCAUGGGCCUGG
This is a messenger RNA of Marmota flaviventris (yellow-bellied marmot), 1054 nucleotides long. It is a transcript of the gene C1qtnf8, whose product is annotated as C1q and TNF related 8. The record is from RefSeq and is a predicted model, not a curated record. Gene Ontology annotation, molecular function: protein binding. NCBI's taxonomy places the organism in Eukaryota, Metazoa, Chordata, Mammalia, Rodentia, Sciuridae.